Molecule: messenger RNA, 975 nt
Organism: Metarhizium robertsii ARSEF 23
Lineage: Eukaryota; Fungi; Ascomycota; Sordariomycetes; Hypocreales; Clavicipitaceae
Exons: 2
Coding region: 1-975 (324 amino acids)
Source: RefSeq, a predicted model, not a curated record
AUGGCAUCAGCUCGUGCCAAGACAAUGUAUCGUACGAAAUGCAAGGAGUCGGUGCCCGACGCCGAUGGUUUCUUCCACUGGAAGUUCGAGCCAAUUUUCGAUCGAAUGGCAUUUGAGAUUGUUAUGAAUAUUAUUCAUGGACAGACUCACCUGCUGCCGGACAAGGUGACUCUUGAUACAUUGGCCCAUGUGGCUGCCAUCACAGAUGAUCUGCAGUGUCAUAACGCGGUGAAGUUUGUAACGGAUGCGUGGCUUGAAAGGAUGCAGACGUCCCCGCCUAAAGAGAUAUGUCCGGAUCUCCGUAAAUGGAUUCUCGUCGCUUCAGUUCUUCAUCAGCCUGAUAUUUUUCAAUCAACUACGCGUCUGGCAAUUGUGCAAUGCAGAGGGCCUCUUCUUGGAGAUGACAUUCCUAUUCCUCCCACAAUUAUCGAUGCAAUCGAGUCGAUGAGGAUUCAACUGCUUGGUGAGUUGACCAAGGAAGUGGAGCAGACAAUAGACCGCCUGAGCCGAGGCAACUCCCCUUGCACGUUUGAGUGUCGGUCUAUGUUGCUCGGAGCAUUGAUUCAAGAGACGCAAUGUGCUCGUAUACGACUGUCAGAUUCGUUUGGGUCUCUGCCGAACAUCUCUCUCACCACCGCGCUGAGUGAUAUACGCAAUUUUCGUUCACCGGAUAUCUACACGUCGCUAUCCGAAUACGACGGUCCCAUGGACGAAUAUCAAAGCCGAGAGUCCAAUGUAGCCUGGAAACUGGAACGGGUAUUUGAAGAGCACGGUCAUGCAUCCUACUCCAAAAAAGACAAAAAGCACCGCAAACGUAUCUCCGCCGCAGAUAUGCGGGAAAACGAACUUGAUGCGUAUCCAAGGACACUUUUCAGGCACCAAUGCUCUAUAGUUAGGCUCUUUGAACCUUUCUUGCAGAAAUUUGAAGCGAGUAUAACUGGGCUUAACCUCUCUGACUUCUCGGGAAUGGAGUGA